Messenger RNA from Ipomoea triloba (trilobed morning glory), 2396 nucleotides. RefSeq names its product non-specific phospholipase C3-like. The transcript has 6 exons. The record is from RefSeq and is a predicted model, not a curated record. Gene Ontology annotation, molecular function: hydrolase activity, acting on ester bonds. NCBI's taxonomy places the organism in Eukaryota, Viridiplantae, Streptophyta, Magnoliopsida, Solanales, Convolvulaceae. Gene Ontology annotation, biological process: phospholipid catabolic process. Bases 176 to 1669 code for a protein of 497 amino acids.
GUGAAGAGAUCAUAGUAGCAAAGAGAUCACCUUUGAUGAUUGUGAUGAAUUGCAGCUAGCAGAAGAGAAACAAGAAUUUUCACAGGUCUGAGCAUGGUGGUAAAAAAAAGGUGCAACCCAGUAUCCCAUUAGAACCAUUGUGGUUUUGGUUCAAGAAAACAGAUCAUUUGAUCACAUGCUAGGAUGGAUGAAGUCCCUUCAACCAGAAAUUGAUGGUGUCACUGGAAAUGAAUCAAACCCUUUGUCUGCCUCUGAUUCGAGCUCGAAACGUGUGUACUUCAGUGAUCAAUCUGGUUAUGUUGAACCAGACCCUGGCCACUCGUUUGAAGCCACGCAUGAGCAAAUCUUUGGUAUGCUGUGGAGUGAGGAUUCUGCAGCCCAAAAUGUUCUUCCCACCAUGGAAGGCUUUGCUCAGCAGGCUGAGACUAUAAAGGAAGGGCUGUCUGAGAUUGUGAUGAAUGGGUUCAAACCAGAUGCCAUUCCGGUUUAUAGAGAGUUGGUGAAAGAAUUUGCUGUUUGUGAUAGAUGGUUUUCGUCAAUUCCUACAUUGACACAACCAAACAGGCUGUUUAUUCACUCUGCAACAUCCUAUGGCGCCACAGCUAAUGACACAAAAAUGUUGAUUGAGGGGUACCCUCAGAAGACCAUUUUCGAGUCAUUGGAAGAGAAUGGCUGUAGUUUCGGGAUUUAUUAUCAGUACCCUCCUACUACACUUUUCUACAGGAACCUAAGGAAAUUGAAGUACAUAAGGAAUUUUCAUCAGUUUGAUCUGCAUUUCAAGCAUCACUGCGAGAAAGGAAAGCUACCAAACUACGUAGUGAUUGAGCAACGUUAUUUCGAAACAAAAUUGUUGCCGGGAAAUGAUGACCAUCCUUCCCAUGAUAUCUCUGAGGGCCAGAGAUUUGUGAAGGAAGUAUACGAAGCCUUGAGAUCGAGCCCUCAAUGGAACGAAAUAUUGUUCGUGAUAAUCUAUGAUGAACAUGGUGGUUUCUAUGAUCAUGUGCCACCACCUGUGAUUGGAGUUCCAAGCCCUGAUGACAAUGUAGGCCCUGAACCGUAUAGGUUCAAGUUUGAUAGGCUUGGAAUUAGGGUUCCUGCCAUCUUGAUAUCUCCUUGGAUUGAACCAGGGACUGUGUUACAUGGGCCGACAGGGCCAUAUCCGACAUCAGAAUUUGAACAUUCAUCAAUCCCGGCUACUGUCAAGAAGGUUUUCAAUCUGGGAGAAUUCUUGACAAAAAGAGACGCGUGGGCUGGUACUUUUGAAGUUGUCCUGAAUAGGAGUAGCCCGAGAACUGAUUGUCCAGUUAUAUUACCCGAGCCAGUGAGAUUACGAGACACUGGGCCAAAUGAAGAGGCAGGUCUGAGUGAAUUCCAAGCAGAAUUAGUUCAACUGGGCGCUGUGUUGAACGGAGACCACUCCAGAGAUGACGUCUUUCCCCACAAAUUAGUGGAGAACAUGAAGGUUUUCGAGGCUGCUGAUUAUGUUGGAGGAGCGUUUCAGAAAUUCACUCAAGAGUGCCACAAAGCCAUCGAAGCUGGGGCUGAUGAAUCCCAUAUUAUUAUCUGUCCUGCAAAACCGGAUCCACCUGAUCAUCAUCAAGAACAUCACCGGAGAUCCAAAACCUUUGUUCGGAAGAUACUUUCAUGCCUAGUUUGUGAUCUAUCCUAGCUAAUACCACAUUUUGUGGAUCAGUGUUUUAUUCUAUGAUUGAAGUUUUCAACAAGCUUAUAUACAUUACUGUAUUUAAUCUUUGAAACUAUGUUUCACAAGUCAUUGUUUUUCUAUUGUGAAAACCUGUAUGUCUAAGACAGAGGUAGCUAUAAGCUAGUGAAAGUAUUUUACAGUGCUAUUAUUCGAUGUUUUUACAUCCAACUGCAUGACAAAUUUCACACAGACAUGAAAAGUGAGUUUGAUUUAUUAACUCGGUUCUUAUUCUGCUGCUGAAACAUUCCAGCAUUGAACCAAGUUUGACACUUAUUGCUUAGUCCUGCAUUGCUUCAAAAGAAAUAUAUCAUAGUAUAAGUACUUAUUAUUUUCAGGUCUGAACGGGGCGUGUCAGCGCUUCCCUUUCUUCACUACAUUAGUCUUGUACCAGCUCAUGAACUUUGCUAUGAAUUCUGCAUUGGAGAAAGAAAGAGAAGACGAAUCAUACGAUAAACAUGGAUGAUUGACUCAAUGAUCGUUGAGUCUAAUACGGUAUGGAAAAUACUUCAAUUCUCUCACCUUCAAUCUUCAUAAACUGCUGCACAGUCUGUCGUAAUGGAUCAUUAUGUAUGUUACCCGAUUCCUCACCGUUCAACUGGCUCUGGGGAAAGAAGAGAAGAUUGUCUAUGUCAUUCUGUAACUGCUUGUCCAAGUUCUUCUUUAGCUCUUCUCCCAGAGUCUGCAUAUUGAA